UCUUAAAUCGUUCGAGUCGCCAUCGAGUCGUGCAUUUUUGUUUGGCAAAAUGGCGUUCAUAGAUUCGAUCGUGAUGGAAGGCGCCCGGAUUGCGCUGAGGCAGGCAGCGGCGACGGCCGUGGCCACGUCCUCCAGCCUGACCAGUGUUCCGAACUCGUCACCCACGACAACCAUCGUUCCGGCAUCGUCUGCUGCUUCGCCAACCGCUACCGACACCAGCUCCCUUACCAACGACGCUGGAGGCUCUGGGGGGAAUGGAAACACAGCAAACAACAACAGUAACAACGGUGGAGGAAACUCGUCGUCAUUACUCUUCUUUGUUGCACUGGGCUUCGGCGUCGUCUUCACCAAUCUUUGGUGAGUUCCGGACGGGAAUGCAGUCCGUGAGCGAUGCUCGUCUGACAUCCGGCAGGAUUAUUGUCGGCGUCAAGUACUGCUUUCGCUAUAACGCGCGCAAUCGCCAGAUGCGUAACGACGACGGCGAGCCGAUCACCCUGGAGAACAUGCCCCGUCCUCACCGUCGGCGAAGGGAGAAGAAGCUCAUGCCGAUCGACGAAGUCAACGAGAAGUUUCCGAUGCUAAAAUACAAGACAUGGGUCACUAGCCGUGCUCAAGAAGGGCUGCCGACUCGCGGUGGCGUCUCGGCUCCCCCCAGCCGUCCGAGUAGUAUUCGACAUGCGGACGGAGUCGUUCCGGAGCUGCCGUCCAAGGAACACUCGACGACAGAUGACCAGCCAACAACGAGCGCGACGGUGACGGGAUCGGGUGCGCAAUUCGCUGCUGACGCGGCGCCGGAAAACCCCGAAAAAUCCGCCGUCAAGAUCCCUCAGCAUGCUCCCAAGGAGAGCACGUCGAGUACGGUAGGCGGCCUCGCCCGGCCAUCGAUGGAUUCUAACCACGAGCCCGAGACGACUGUGGUGCAAAAACACAUGAGUCAGCUUUCACAUGAUGACGAGGACGACGAGCACAUCGACGCUGCUCUCCCUCCCGAAUGCGUCGGAACAUCAGGCGACACUUGCGCCAUCUGCAUCGACACCUUGGAGGACGACGAUGACGUGCGGGGUCUCACGUGCGGUCACGCUUUUCAUGCGGCCUGCAUCGACCCUUGGCUGACCACCAGGAGGGCCUGCUGCCCGCUGUGCAAGGCUGAUUAUUAUACGCCUAAGCCGCGCCCGCAGGAGCGGGUCACGGAGGGUGCCGAUGGCACAACCGGCGUGAUUGCCGUCACGCUGCCUGGGGACAACACCCGCGGCCACAGCCGUAUGAACCUUCCAAGCAGACCCCGCCACGCAUUCCUCGGAUUUGGACGAUUUGAUCGAAGACCGACAUCCGCUAGGAGACGCACGGGUAAUGGAUCGCGAACGGCGGAGGAUGCGAAUUCUCCGGGCCUCGCCCCCUCCAGGUCCAGAACCACCUCGGACUCUGCGCCUUCGCCGCGGAGCGCGCCUGGCAGUACUGGGGCCGGCGGUCGUCUGUUUUCUGGUCUCAGGAAUGCAUUCCCAGCUUUCCGGAUCGGCACGAGCCGGAACGACCAUGAGCAGUCUGACGCAACAGCCUCCGGUGCUAUUCCGGCUGACACCACGCCCUCUCAACUCGAGGCAGGCACGCGGAAUUCGCGGAGCUGACAGCAACGCAGACGGCAGUUGUGAAAUAUCAGCUGUCAAAGCUCGUGAUGAGAGUUUCCCCGCUCGAUGCUCGGCGUACUCUCUCGCAUUAGACGUGUACCUCUCUCCCUCCGGUUACCACCCCCGGGCUGCUGUCUCUUCCACCGAGCUGCCUAGGUCUUCCAUCACCUCACGCCGCCUCGACUGACGGGUCAACGCCCGUCAUCGUCUACCUACCGCACUUCGUCCUGGCGUGGGAUAACACGAUAUACGCUAUCUCCCUCUACGCA
Thermothielavioides terrestris NRRL 8126 is the source of this 1894-nucleotide messenger RNA. RefSeq lists its product as uncharacterized. Bases 375 to 1625 code for a protein of 416 amino acids. Gene Ontology annotation, cellular component: cytoplasm. The record is from RefSeq and is a predicted model, not a curated record. The transcript has a single exon. Gene Ontology annotation, molecular function: ubiquitin protein ligase activity. Gene Ontology annotation, biological process: ubiquitin-dependent protein catabolic process. Lineage: Eukaryota; Fungi; Ascomycota; Sordariomycetes; Sordariales; Chaetomiaceae.